GUCACUGUUGAGAGAGCUCGUGAACGAUCACCGCGAAGAGAAGGACCGGCGACGUGAAGAGGAAAAUCGGAAGUUGCGUGAAGAACGAGCCAGGAUCGCGAUGGAGGAAGAAAAGAAGAAACUGGAGGCAUAAGAGGCACGCCAAACAGAGAAGGAGGCGCGAAUGUCCAGGAUCAUCAAUUCCAAGAUAGAGGAACUGGACAAGCAGCAUCAGGCUAGGACAGAGGAAGAAAGUCGAAAGAUAUGGAAAGAAAUCGAGAAGGUGGUUGACGGAUCAAACAAUCGGAGGGAAGGUAAAGAACCGGUCGAGGAGCCGUCUGAGAAUCGAAAGCGAACCCAAGACAAGAUUGAGGGGUCUCCUCCGAUGGUCCCUGCGAAUGGCAAAGUGAAGAUUAGGGAUUCGAACAAGGCUGGAGGGGCUACGGCGUGUCACAAUGCACAGUUCAAUACGUUGGAUGUGGGCCUUCUGGCAAUGGAGAUGGACAAUGUCAAGAGGACACAAGACUUCCAGAAUGGUUUACUCCGUGGCAAUCGCUUUUCGUCCCGAUUGGCUGAUCUGUUUGCCUUUGUUGCUGGCAAGCACACACGUGCUCGAUCCGCUUCUCCUUCACACCGUGACAUGGUUAACGAACCUCUGGGGUUUGACAGGGUUAUCCCUGGUAAGAAGGCCGCCGUGGCAUCUGCGGGGAAGGAAGGAAGAGCCAAGUACGUAGAAGAUCUUAAGAAGGAGCUCAUUUCCAAGACCAAGUACCAGUGGGAAUCACUGUGCAAGGCCGACAAGAUCAAGUACUACAACAAAAAGCAAGUUUUUGCUGACCUUGCUGAAAUCAGGGCUCGUGUGGCUUACGACGAGGAGUCGGAGGAGGAGGGGCUCGAUGAUAUCGUGGAUGAUGCUCAAGAAGAGAAUCCCUCUUAAGAUCAGCCUGUGUACGGAGAUUUUUUGUACUUACCUCUCACCUACGUGCCAAGAACAG
Chara braunii is the source of this 974-nucleotide messenger RNA. Lineage: Eukaryota; Viridiplantae; Streptophyta; Charophyceae; Charales; Characeae. The record is from the annotation of a GenBank genome assembly.